AUGCCGCGGGAGAAGUUUGCCUUUGCAUCUGCGGGGACAAAAUCCACGCAUAAUUCUGUAUGUGUUGCCCGCAACACUGAAGAUUUUAACCAGGAAGAGGGUCUUAGAAGGAAGUUGCGUCGUCAACUGCAACCUGACUGCGAUAACGAGUGGACGUCGAGAGCGGAGAAGUUUGAAAAGGCUUUGGAUGAUGAAUCACUUAAAGACCUUGCUGAACCGGCUGCGCCGCCAGUUCCUAAACUCGAGCAGGUUCAUAGAGCAACGUAUGCGGUUAACGAGGCACAACCGACCUAUCCGGAGGUUCUGGUCUGUAUCCAAAAGACGAGAAAUGGAAAAUCUGGUGCGGACGACGGAAUCAGCGCUGAAAUGCUACAAUGUCUUACUUGGUCUGGGAUUCGUGAGAUGACAAAAAUAGACGAAAGGAUACAUGAUUCGUGA
Messenger RNA from Necator americanus (New World hookworm), 438 nucleotides. RefSeq lists its product as uncharacterized. Lineage: Eukaryota; Metazoa; Nematoda; Chromadorea; Rhabditida; Ancylostomatidae. The record is from RefSeq and is a predicted model, not a curated record. The transcript is spliced from 2 exons. Bases 1 to 438 code for a protein of 145 amino acids.